GAAAGUUAACCGAAUAAUAUGGUGGGCGUGAUAUUUGGAAUAUAUUAACUUCAGCAGGAAUAUGACAGUUGAAGCAGUAAUUAGGUUCACACCGUAUUGUUAUAUUGUUACUUAAUUGCAAUCGUAUAUUGUUCCAAAAUUGAAAAAAACGUUAAACUUUAAUAAAAAACUUAUUUGAAAAGUAUUUGUUUCAAAAUCGAAACUAACCAUUGAUUUUAAUAACAUGUAAUUACAACAGAAAGGUGAUUUUAGAAGAAGUGUUAAACCAAGACAGUUCAAGGGACGCAGCUACUAUAUUGUCGAUGGAUUAUGCGAGUGUAUGAAAAACAACUUGACAAAAUCGGCAAAUCUGAUCUGCAAGGUCUGAAACGUUCUUCUUUGUAAACAUCAACACACCAUUCAUACAACACGAAAGCAUAAAAUAAUUCAUAAUAAGGAUAUAGAUUCAUUCCCGUUAGUAAUGGAUAUGAAAGGUAUGGACAUAUGCCAGUCGGAUGGCAAGAAGAUCAAAUUCUACUGCCAUGAUCACUCAAAACUCUGCUGCACUACUUGUGGUAUCUUACAUGCAAAAUGUCAAUUAGACGAAAUAUCCAGAGUGUCUGGACGCAAAGUGCCCGACCCGAGUUUCUUAAAACAGAUUUUACUACAAUCAGAAGCUGAUGCAGACUCUUUAAUCGCGAACUGUAAGCAGUCAAAGACGGGUUUGAAUCAGUCAAUUGCAAACAUUUCUAAAGAAUUGCAGGAAAUGAGAGACCGUGUCAUGAAACUUUUUGACAUGGCUGAGAAAAGAAUAAUGAAUGAAGCGAAUGCAGUAAAAUCUGUGGAGGUCAAGCGACUUGACGAUAUAAAUGCAGCAUCUUCCAAGAUUAAUCAAGUGUUGUCAGUUUGCUCCGCUCUCUUGGAAAAUGGAACGCCAGAUCAAAAGUACAUAUUCUGGAGGAAUUUUCAGCAGAGAAAUGAAACCUUCAUAUCUGAUAUAACUGAACAACGAAACGAGCAAGUCACAACAAAAAUGACAUUGUCUUUUCCGAAGGAGCUAACAACAAUUCUCGAAAAAGGAAACAACGACAUUAAGCUUAAUUGCGAGCGCAAGCAAACAGUGGAAACCAGUCUUAUCAGCUUAUCAUCCCAACCAAGGCCCAUCACUCUGAAGCUGCUCGUGUCCGUGGAUCUACAGAAGACUGGAGAUGAUAAGGAGAAGCCUCUCCUCAGUGGACUGGACUUCCUGCCUGACGGGAGACUGGUAGCCGUGGAUAACAGGAACAAGAACAAGAAAUGUAUCAUACUGAAUGAGCGACUAGAGAGACUUGGAACACCGUACAAGUUCAAGGAUUACCCAUACAGCGUAGUAUGUGUGUCUCAUGAUACACUGUGUGUAACGGGUGGUGGUGCUGGUAAAGUAGUAUGUCUCCUGUCUGUGAGUACAGACAAUACCAUCACACUGACCAGGGAGAUCAAUACAACAUCACUGUUCGACUCUAUAUGCUGCAUGUCUCCAUCUAACAUGGUCGUGAGUACGUACAAUGAUCCCCGUCCUGUGAGAAUGAUAUCAGUGGACGGGGUAGAGUCAGACUUUGAUUACUUCCUGACGUUUCCUAUGAAGACUUACAAAUUAGAUGAGAGUGCGUGCACGUAUGUCCAGACUAAGAACACGUUAGUACUGACUGACCAACUCGCUCACACUGUGUACAUGAACGACACCGUGAAUGGCACAUCUAGAGCAGUCACUAAUGAGAACAUACAGGAACCUCGUGGUGCCUGUGUAGGACCUGGUUACACGGUGCUGGUGUGCAGUAGUGCUAACGACUCCAUCGUGCACCUGACCAUCCACGGUAAAAUGCUCGGUACCUACCCAGUGGAUAUGAAGUCACCGAACAGCAUAUGUGUGUCUAAGGAUGGCACUAGGAUUGCUGUGUCUAACAACUAUAGAGGCGCCAGGAAACUUCAGUUGUAUAAGAUAUCACCGGCAAUGAGUUAGGUUACUUGUAAGAUGUUGACCAUGCGAUCAUUUGUGUACACAAAUUAAAUAUAAACGUUUAUGUGGUGACGUUAAAUCAAUACUCUUGCGUUUAAUAAAAUAUGAAUAAUGUUGUUAUUAGGAUUGAUCGCUUUACCAUUUCAAACUGUCUCUGUAUUGAGAAUUUAUGAUUUUAUGAUUACUUAAAAUGCGUUUUUAAUACAUUUAAAAAAACUGCAAGAAAUGUUAUAUUACUUUAAAUGCAGUGUGUACGUAAUACUUUAAUUCACAAAACAUGCAUUUUUAAUGUUUUGUAUUCACAUUCAAUAUUCUAUGGUAUACUAAUGAUCGCGUUAAAAUGUUAUAUAUUUCUGUUGCGUCACUAUCCUCUUUAUUGAAGCGCGUUGAAUAUUGAUCAAGGUAUAUAAAUUUACUGCCUGGGUUAAGCCUCAGUCACAAAUAAUACUUUCGCCGGUCGAUGUGUCCGAUCUCCAGGAAUCGGGAAGACUGGACCCGUCCACCGUCCGAUGUGUGACACAGGUUAAUACCUCAGUCACAAAUAGAGACCGAUCACCGUCCGAUCAGUUGAGAUCGAAAAUAAGAUCUGCCUAUCAACGCACGGUUAUCGCCCGAUAUCGGAUGCGUUGUAUGUGUAUCAUGACUAGCUCCAUCCGGCGUCCGUCAGUCAAGAACAGGGUAGCCACCAAUUUAAUCUGAUUAAAAAAAUAGGUAUUUACAAUUCUAAUUUGAUUUUGUUUUUCACAUCAAUGCGUUGUGGUAUUUUUUCGAUUUUAUUUUGUUCGUUAUUAGAAAAGAAAACAGAAACAAAACUUAUUUAAAAGUAAGCUGAGAAAUGAAUUUAUUUUUUAACGACGAGGAUAUCUACCAGAAAGCUAUAUAAUUACAUGUUUAUGAAGACAAUUUUAUUAUUUUAUUUUCCCAACUGUUUUGCUGUAUUCCGAUAAUUGCUAAAUAACUGUCUAACAUUGCAUUCUACGUCUUUUUCGCGUGUAUCAUAUACUAUUUUGAUUAUAUAUAGAGGGUGUGUCUACAUUGUUUAUCACAGUGAAGAAUUUAAUCAAAAUUAGCGCACACAAUCAUAUUUGGACCAUUCUGUAAAUAUUAUGUCUUAAUAUUAAAUAUGAAUAUAUAAUCGCUGUAAAUUAUCCAUAUGUUAAUGAAAAGAAGUUAUUUUGUGUUUACCUUUUAGUUUCAAACACCCAAUUUUGCAGGAAAUAAAAAAGUUGAUUGAUAGUUUUUUUAAAUUAUUUCUUUGCCAUUAGGUCACACAUACAAUAUAUUUUCCUUACCCCUUGUUUUCAUGGUUUCGAAUUUGUUUGCUGCAAAAUAAUUUCCCCAAAAAAUGAAAACAACAUAAUUGUUAAGCAAAUGUAUUUUUUUCUAUCGUUGUACAUUCAAUCUUGUAUAUGCAUUAUUUAAUCUUUUUUGUUUUGCUUACAAUCAUACGAACGUUGCACAUUUGUCUCCGUUUUCCCCUAAAUGACAAUAAUGAUUUGUAAAAAGAAAAAAGGACAAACUUUUUGGCGUGAACAUUUAUAAUGUAAACCCAUGACAAGCAUUUUAUGUUGAACAUGUAUGAACGUAAUGUUUCAUUCUUUCGUAAACUUUGUUCAAUCACACGUGUUUGUGUCGAUGCUGAGAACGAUUUACUUCAUAAAAUAUAUAUUUAAAACAUAUAAUGUGUGGUGAGAAUAUGUCAUAUGUAUUAACAAUCACUAUAUAACGUAACGUUAUUUGGCAACGUGUUGUACAAUACGGCGUUAUAUUUGGACCAUUACACAGCAGACAUACCAGCUUAGUAUUCCAAUUCUUUACGAGAACAGAUGUAUCCUAGAAAUUGUUCAGAACGCAGUUUCAUAUAUAUUUUGUUUAAUUAUUUACAUAUUAUAUCUUUCAUAUUUUUCAGUUGCUAGCAUUUUUCACGUUUAUAUAUACAGCAAAGACAAUUCCGCGAACGAUCGUUUCGUAUUCAUAAUUCCUAAGAGAUAAGUAAGCAAAAUAAUUUAAAUAUAGUUUAAAUGUUGAACACAUUCUCGAACCGUGAUUUUACAGACCAGUAUUACGUCUUGUUUCAACACGAUGUAAAUCAUAUCACUUUUUCAUUA
Messenger RNA from Dreissena polymorpha, 4083 nucleotides. RefSeq lists its product as uncharacterized. The record is from RefSeq and is a predicted model, not a curated record. NCBI's taxonomy places the organism in Eukaryota, Metazoa, Mollusca, Bivalvia, Myida, Dreissenidae. Bases 461 to 1978 code for a protein of 505 amino acids. The transcript has 2 exons.